This is a messenger RNA of Linum tenue, 901 nucleotides long. The record is from the annotation of a GenBank genome assembly. NCBI's taxonomy places the organism in Eukaryota, Viridiplantae, Streptophyta, Magnoliopsida, Malpighiales, Linaceae.
UUAUGCAUUUCUUGCUCCGAAAAUAAUUGGAGGUACGAAUGCACAGUCUCCUGUGGGUGAGCUGGGGAUGGUUGAGAUGACUCAGGCCUUCGAUUUGCUUGACGUUUGCUAUGAGCAGAUUGGCCCAGACAUGCUUAUGAGCGGAUCCCUCCAACCGAUACCAGACCCGACACCUAUCAUCCCGUCAGAGAAUGAGACGUUGGCAAUUGAUCCCACUGUAAACCCAUAUGAACCGAGCAUCAUAUUUUUCUACAAGACAUGGGAUCCUUAUGGAGCAUUUUCAAAUUUUUCUGCACAUUCAAUUAAGAUGCCUGAAGAAAAUGGUGGUAAUGUGACUUGGUCGAGUGUAGAGCACUAUUACCAGGCCAGCAAAUUUAUGGGAGUCAGUGACUCGGGAGCAAAGGACUGUAUUGGGAAGAUAAAAUCGGCUAAGAGUCCUGAAGAAGCAGCAAAAGUUGGGAGGUCAAUGCAAAGGCUGCAUCCUAACCUGGUGAGAGCUGACUGGGAAGAUGUGAAGAUUGAUGUGAUGUACAGUGGAUUAAGGUGCAAAUUCUCAAGUUAUCCUUAUUUGAAAUCAAUGCUACUUGCAACUAGUGGGUCUGUUCUGGUUGAAGCUUCACCGCAUGAUCUUUUCUGGGGUGGGGGCCGGGAAGGGGAGGGCCUAAACUAUCUGGGCAGGCUACUUAUGCGACUGAGAUCCGAGUUCCUCGGUGAAUCUUCUACUUCGAGUGAAAGUACUUGCUUAGCUCUUUAAGAACUGAUUAUUGGUGAUGGAUGAUUCAUCCGAACAUGGGGGAAAUGAAGAUGGAUGGCUUGCAGUUCUGACUUACAUUGUGCUGCAAUAUCGUAAAAUAAACAUUAUAUUUGCAUGAAUCAAUCAGAGAUGUAGUCUAGAGAAGAG